This is a messenger RNA of Magallana angulata, 2523 nucleotides long. RefSeq lists its product as uncharacterized. The transcript has 3 exons. The record is from RefSeq and is a predicted model, not a curated record. Bases 761 to 2047 code for a protein of 428 amino acids. NCBI's taxonomy places the organism in Eukaryota, Metazoa, Mollusca, Bivalvia, Ostreida, Ostreidae. Gene Ontology annotation, molecular function: protein binding.
AUACCCCCAAACAUAUACUUCAGUCUUUGCUUUAUGAUUUAUUUCCUUAUUUACCUGGCCUUCUUUACUAUACUAUACUAAGUAACAGUUUUCAAGUAAAUAAGUAUUAUCUAUAUAUAUAUAUAUAUAUAAUCGUACACAUAUUUAUUACAUUUCCUCCACACAAUGGUUAGCAGCAAGAAGCAAGCAGACGUACGUAGGUCUCUUAUAUAAAGUCAGACUCUCCCUGAGGUUUAUGACCAAUCUUUUAAUAUAAAGUCGUGGCAGUAUGUAGCUAGAGAUCACAUAAUCUGCUUUCAGGCAGUCACUCACAGACCAAAACAGUUUAUUUCCGUCACUGCAUGCGGCAGCAUAUAUAUCUAACUACUCCAGGCAGUGUCAAGUCUAAUGUAACAUAUAAACUCUUGAAAUUUCACGAAGCCUUUAAUAAUUUCCCGACCAGUUACUGCUGCAAUCACACCAAGACAAUACCAGCUGAGUAUCCUGCAGGAGAGAGAGAGCUUACCGUAGCUAGCAGACAACAAUACAGUGUCGAGAACGCGAUGGAUAUCAACAGAUGAUAUCUAUACCAUCAGCUGAUUCAGAAGCUUCUGAUUUUAAAGGAUAUCUUUAUUUUUUCUACGGAUCUAGAAAUAAAAUUAUGUGUGACUUAGGCAUAGCUAAGAGGAUGAAGGCGAUCACAAGGCUGAAUGAAUUAGAAUAUUGCAUAAAACAUCAGCAGGACACCCAUCCAGCAGCUUGAGGGGUAACCAGGGGCCGAAUGUCCACGCGUGACAGCAUGAUGUUAUCUUCCACCCCUUCCCAGACCAUUCCAAUCAAUCUCCAAGUGGAAUCUUCCACCACCUCCUCCAUCAAACUAUCCUGGGGCCCAGGCACCACACCGCUACUCUCUGCCAUUUUGGCCUACCAAGUCCACUAUCAAAAAGAGGCCAGCAAAUACGUACAGUAUGGACCACGGCUGCCGGCUUCAUCUAACGAGUACAAUAUCCAGAACCUAGUUGCUGACACAUUUUACAAGAUCUGCUUAGUUAUCUAUCAAAACAAUACUGUGACACCUGAUCGUGAAUGUGUUGACGCGUCUACAUCAAACUGGCGGAUCCCUGUGUCUAUUUCCAUUGGCAGCAGUAUUGGGGCUGUGCUGGCCCUUUUCCUUAUUAUGCUCAUGGUGGUUGCUGUGGCUCGUUGUCCAUUUGCCAUCCGCUGGCAUCACAAUCAGAAAAUGACCGCCAGAAAAUAUGACAGCAUAUCUUCUCAUUUCCAUUACGAUUUCAGUGAUACUGUGACACAUGAGAGGGACGAGGACUAUUUGUCAGAUCACAGUGAAAAUGGGCUUUAUAAAGAAGGGUGUAACCUGAGUCCUAGCUACAGACACCCAGAGUACCGCUUGACCGCCACCCAGGUCUGUAAUGGUCACCACCAUCAUCAAGUGACCUUUAACCCCAACCUCCCAACAAGGUGUACAGGGGCUCGACCCAAAAUUCAAAUGGCUAAACAUAGCCCGCAACCCUCGUAUCUUGCUAAGAAACAUAUUGUGUCACAUUCCUCGACAGAAUCAGAAAGCGAGAAUGUGACUGUUGAGAGGUUGGAGCCGAAGCCUUAUUCGGGCCGGCUGUGUGAACAUGCUCAUGUGUGUUUUAGUGAUGACAACUAUAAUCUACAGUCAGAUGUAGAUUUUCCUCAUUCCCAAGAAUGCUGUGCUAGAAAUCAAAACAACGAUUUUAACGAGUCAGAACACCUGGGCUUUGAGGCAGCGGGGGGACUGAUCAUUCUCCACGAAGCCCCAAGUCUGAAUCAAGUGGAUGUUUCAUCCAGUGACUCUGGUUACAAAGAUACGUUACACCGCGCUCAAUCUGAGUCAGAUGAAGACAAUGCUUUGUUCUCCGCCACCAAAAGUUUCGCCUCCGAUCAGGACAUGGAUGACAAUAUGCAAACCACUGCGGUUUCUGAUGAAUUCGAAAUGACAGACCUAUCAGAUAAAAUGAAAUCCAUUAAGAUUUCUCCAUCCAGAGGAAUGGAUCAAUCAGAGCUAAUUUCUGAAGUGACAUGAGAUCAAACAACUCAAUUCUGGCAAAUGAAUCCAUUUUCAUGUUACCGUGGUAAUUAUAAAUCUCGUCAUGUUGGUUGAUGACAGUCCUCAUGAACAGAAGUUCAGCUCCAUUUAAAGUUGCAUCAUUUUUCCUAAAUUUUUAGAUCUCUUGAUUUUUUUUCUUUUUUCACUUAAUUUAUAUAACAAUUAUAUCAAGAUCAAAGGUAUUUUUACAAUUGAUUUUUAAUCUAAUAAAAUCCAAAGUUGAAUUGAUUUAGUUCUGAUUAAAAGAGAUAUGCUGUUACAUUGAGUCGUAACAGUUCCUAGGGGCUUAAUGUUCAUGGCUUUCAUGGGUUACCCUUGCCCAUGAAUCUACAUCCCAACGAAUGUAUAUACAACCAUUUGUUUGAUAUUAAAUUAAAAUCAUCAUGAACUUGCGACUAAUGAAAAUAGUUCCCCAUGAACUAGGUAAAUUUCGGCUACUUACGAACAUAGAC